Messenger RNA from Parnassius mnemosyne (clouded apollo), 1245 nucleotides. NCBI's taxonomy places the organism in Eukaryota, Metazoa, Arthropoda, Insecta, Lepidoptera, Papilionidae. The record is from the annotation of a GenBank genome assembly.
AUGUCAUCAGCCGACGACGACGCUUUAGCGGUGCUUGGUUUAUUAAUAAUUUUAAAAAAUAAAAAUAAAAAAAAUAUACGCAAAGAGUGGUGUAAAGAGUGGUUAAAAAAAAGGAAAAUGUAUUCCCAUGUUAAUUUAUUCACCGAACUAAAAAUAGUUUCGAAGGAUUGGCACAACUAUCUCAGAAUGAGUGAACAAAUAUACCUCAAUCUACUAUCUCUAGUGUCUCCACUGAUUAGAAGAAAGGAUACAGUUAUGAGAAAUGCUAUUUCGCCACAUGAGAGAUUAACAGCAACGUUACGAUUUCUAGCAACAGGACGGAGCUAUGAAGAUUUAAAGUUUUCCACAAUUAUUUCACCUCAAGCCCUCAGCAGCAUAAUACCAGACACAUGCGAGACUUUAUUCAAAGUACUUUGCCCAGAUUUUUUAAAGUUUCCAAAUACGGAACAAGAUUGGAAAAAUAUUGCUGAAAAGUUUGAGAAGAGAUGGAACUUUCCACAUUGCUUAGGAGCAAUAGAUGGAAAGCAUGUUUCAAUUGCUUUACCCCCUGGAUGUGGAUCAGAAUUUUAUAAUUAUAAAAACCGACAUAGCAUGGUUUUAAUGGCUAUUGUGGAUGCUCAAUACAAGUUCAUUUUGUGUGAUUUUGGCACAAAUGGAAGAAUUUCAGAUGGUGGAGUAUUACGAAACACUGUAUUUUUCGAAAAACUUCAAGACAGUAAAUUAAACAUCCCAGCCGCCGAACUAGUCAAAAAUAGCAACAGAAGUUUACCUUACGUAUUUGUUGCUGAUGAUGCGUUUCCAUUGAGAACAGACAUGAUUAAACCAUUUAGACAAGCAGAUCUUAAUGCUUAUGAGAAAAAAAUAUACAAUUAUCGAGUAUCAAGAGCAAGGAGAAUUGUUGAGAAUGCUUUUGGGAUUUUAGCGUCUCGGUUCCGUAUAUUUCACACAGAAAUAAACAUUGAACCAAAAAAUAUUGAUUCCGUUGUAAUGGCAAGUUGUGCUCUACACAAUUACUUAACUGAAACAAACCAAGCCAAUUACAGUCCUCCUGAAAUUCUUGAUAGGGAAAUUUUUGAUAACGGAACAAUUAUACAGGGAGUGACUUCGGCAGAUUCGGACAUGAUAGAUUUAGAUAGAAGACACCAAGGAAAUAUAACAAAUGCAGCUAAGAAAACAAGGGAAGAUUUUAUGAACUAUUUCGUGAAUGAAGGACAAGUUCCAUGGCAGGAUAAUUUUAUUCGUUAA